Molecule: messenger RNA, 827 nt
Organism: Colletotrichum acutatum
Lineage: Eukaryota; Fungi; Ascomycota; Sordariomycetes; Glomerellales; Glomerellaceae
Exons: 2
Coding region: 194-664 (156 amino acids)
Source: RefSeq, a predicted model, not a curated record
ACCCUCGCUUCGCGCUGUCAAAGUGGGCAUCGAAACACCGUCAGGCCCGCGAAGUAGCCUUGGGGUUGGACGGUGUCUUCCAAGUCAUAUGGACGACACGCGUUUGAGGCAGUCUCUCAUGUACAGGGAAUAAGCUAGACGGGAACCUGCAGCCUUCUUUAAUGCUUCGAUCCAGCCGCUCCCGCCUGGCGCGAUGGCCCGGUUUGCUUCCCGUUUUGCAUUGCGUUGUACGAAUACUGUUUCUCGAUUAUUCCACCUGGUCUUCAUCCAAGUCUCUUCAUUAAUCCGGGCUGCGUUCAAAAAGCCAAGCACUCCGAGUGCCUAUUUCCCGACCGUCCUCCUCAGUCCCACCUGCGUUCAUCGCCCAGGGUUCUGCGUGAUCGAUCACCGGGAUCACCGGGAUCACCGACAUAAAAGGACCAUCCCCGGCUCGUGCUCGACAGAUUUGCGUUGGCAACCGGAAAUCCAAAUAGGUCCCAACAGGCAGUUGGACACCAUGGCGGCGUCGGUCUGUCGCAUGGCACAUUCGAUAGCAAAUCGUACACAUCGAUGUCGAAAGCUGAAACAGGAAGCUAUGCCAGAAGGGUCGCAUUGGUACGAACGCAUUACAAACAACCACCGACCCGACGGCCAUCCGACAAUAAAAGUACAUGACAGGGCAUGACAGGACCUCAAAGGACCAAAGAGGAGAUAUGUAUCCGUAGUACUGAACCCAUAACCUCCCUCCAUCCGUCUUUGUUCCCGCUUUGUUUGCCGCCGAGCCUCGACAUCGCCUCAGUCCCUUUGUACGUGUGUUCUCACGUCACCGUUGCUGUUGCAUCAGGUUU